GCCGCCGCCGCAGGAGCAGCCGCCGCCGGAGCCGCGCGCAGCCAUGGCCGAGAACCCCGGCUUGGAGAACCACCGCAUCAAGAGCUUCAAGAACAAGGGCCGCGAUGUGGAGACUAUGCGAAGACACAGAAAUGAAGUGACAGUUGAACUCCGAAAGAACAAAAGAGAUGAACACUUACUGAAAAAGAGAAAUGUUCCCCAGGAAGAAAGCUUAGAAGAUUCAGAUGUCGAUGCUGAUUUUAAAGCACAAAACGUAACACUAGAAGCUAUAUUGCAGAAUGCUACAAGUGAUAACCCUGUAGUCCAGUUGAGUGCUGUCCAGGCAGCAAGGAAACUAUUAUCGAGUGACAGAAAUCCACCAAUUGAUGACCUAAUAAAAUCUGGGAUUUUACCAAUUCUAGUCAAAUGUCUAGAAAGGGAUGAUAAUCCUUCAUUACAGUUUGAAGCUGCGUGGGCACUAACUAAUAUAGCAUCAGGAACCUCUGCACAGACUCAAGCUGUUGUACAGUCUAAUGCAGUGCCCCUUUUUCUGCGACUUCUCCAUUCCCCACAUCAGAAUGUCUGUGAACAAGCGGUGUGGGCUUUGGGAAACAUUAUAGGUGAUGGUCCUCAAUGUAGAGAUUAUGUCAUAUCACUGGGAGUUGUCAAACCUCUUCUGUCCUUCAUCAAUCCCUCCAUUCCCAUCACCUUCCUUCGGAACGUCACAUGGGUCAUUGUCAAUCUCUGCAGGAAUAAGGACCCCCCACCGCCUAUGGAGACAGUUCAGGAGAUUUUGCCAGCUUUAUGUGUCCUCAUAUACCACACGGACAUAAAUAUUCUUGUAGACACUGUUUGGGCUCUGUCAUACUUGACAGAUGGAGGAAAUGAGCAGAUACAGAUGGUUAUUGAUUCAGGGGUUGUACCAUUCCUCGUGCCCCUUCUGAGCCACCAGGAAGUGAAAGUUCAAACUGCAGCACUCAGAGCAGUUGGGAACAUAGUGACCGGCACUGACGAGCAGACCCAGGUGGUUCUUAACUGCGAUGUCCUAUCCCACUUCCCAAACCUCUUAUCACACCCGAAAGAGAAAAUCAAUAAGGAAGCAGUAUGGUUCCUUUCCAAUAUAACAGCAGGCAAUCAGCAGCAAGUUCAAGCUGUAAUAGAUGCUGGGUUAAUCCCCAUGAUCAUUCAUCAGCUUGCUAAGGGGGACUUCGGAACACAAAAGGAAGCUGCUUGGGCAAUUAGCAACUUGACGAUAAGUGGCAGAAAAGAUCAAGUGGAGUACCUUGUACAACAGAACGUAAUACCACCAUUCUGUAACUUACUGUCGGUGAAAGACUCCCAGGUGGUUCAGGUGGUUCUGGAUGGUCUUAAAAACAUCCUGAUAAUGGCUGGUGAUGAAGCAAGCACAAUAGCCGAAAUAAUAGAGGAGUGUGGAGGUUUGGAGAAAAUUGAAGUUUUGCAGCAGCAUGAAAAUGAAGACAUAUAUAAAUUAGCAUUUGAAAUCAUAGAUCAGUAUUUCUCUGGUGAUGAUAUUGAUGAAGAUCCUAGCCUCAUUCCUGAAGCAACACAAGGAGGUACUUACAACUUUGACCCAACAGCCAACCUCCAGACAAAGGAAUUUAAUUUCUAAGGUCCAUUAAGUGCAGCAUCGUUCAUUCAAUACAAACACCACCAGAUGGCCACCAAGCGAUAAGACAGCAAGCAGCAGAAGGCUCCCAGCACUCUUGCCUCUUCGUUUUGAUGCUUCUAAAGCAAGCCAUGUCUCAGUCACUUUGCAGUUGCCAAAAGUCACUCUCACAUGGACUGUAAAUGCAUAUGCAUGAUUUCCUGAACUGUUUUAGAAUUCUCCUUAACAAUCUCAACUACCCUAUUUUUCCAUGUUCCCUGGUGCCACUUGCUGACAACUGCAGUCUCCAGUUAGAAUACUCCAUAGUGGUGGCGAAUCAGCUGCCCGCUGGCACUCCUUUGGAAAAAGGUGCACUUGGAUCAAGACACUUUGGUAUGAUAUAUAUUCGUGCUGGAAGACUACAGAGGUGCAGUGUGAUCUGAGCCUCCAUCAUUGUCCUCCACAAACAUAUUUUCAUAUUCUUAUGUGGAAGAAUUAAAGUACAAGCCAAAUGAUUUUCAUAGGUGGAACUGACACAAAAAAAGUAAUAACUUAAAAACAAGAAACUUGGUUAUUGAUUAAAAAAGAUAAGUUUUUUAAAACUGUACUUCACCUACCAUUAAUUGAUGUGUUUAUUAUCUGCCUCAGAAGCCAGGGUUGGAGCAAGAGCUUUAGAUAUCAAUGGUAAUGCUUUCGCCAUUAUACCUAAUUUUUGAGAAGAGCAAACCCUAUUUGACCACUCACUCAGCCUGUGUGUUCCUGCUGUUUUGAAUAAUCAAAUGCUGUGCAUGGUCUCUACCUGAGCUGCAACCUGUUACAGACUUGAACUUCUGUUAAGUUGAAAGCAAGAGUCCCUGACUACAAAAAAUACGUCAAUAAAUAAAUAAGUCAAAACAGGAAAGGAAAAGGUCUAAAAUACUCAUUGGUAAUGUUUUAAGAUAGUCUUGCUUUCAGCUUCCAGGAGUUAUUUUUUUUUGUUUUAAUUUGAUAAUUGGAUAUGGUUGAUUUAUAUUGGGUUUAAACUGUGGAGCUUUCAUGUUUACUGUAAUUUAGUCUUAAAACAUUUUUUACUUAGUAACCAGUACUUUUGAUAAAGUGGUGGCAACCAACCAGCAACUCUUUAGAAGUGUUCCAAGACUUCAUUCUUGAGUAUCGGGGAGCUCAUUCUGAUCCCACUCAGAGCAUCCGCACGUUAAAGAGAAAGCCAGGAUCUGUGUAGAGGAAUGAUGUGCAGUUUAACUCAGCCCGAUUUGCAGAGAUCUUUCAUCUGUAAAAUCUGGUGUUACUAUGUAAAGUCAUUGCUUUUGGCAAAUUGUCUGACCCAGAUAUUGAUGAAUGAAUAUGGAUUUGCAAUUUUUUAAACUAAAUAAUUUGUGCUGUCAGAA
Arvicola amphibius (Eurasian water vole) is the source of this 2970-nucleotide messenger RNA. It is a transcript of the gene Kpna3, whose product is annotated as karyopherin subunit alpha 3. Gene Ontology annotation, cellular component: nucleus; nucleoplasm; cytoplasm. Gene Ontology annotation, molecular function: protein binding; nuclear import signal receptor activity. Gene Ontology annotation, biological process: NLS-bearing protein import into nucleus. The transcript has 17 exons. The coding region runs from base 44 to 1609 and encodes 521 amino acids. Lineage: Eukaryota; Metazoa; Chordata; Mammalia; Rodentia; Cricetidae. The record is from RefSeq and is a predicted model, not a curated record.